UGUGUUCACUCCCAGCUCCCUGAACCCUAUAAAAAAACGUUGUACCUGGCAAGAAAUCACCCCACAGCACUCUCCGCGUCUAAAAAACUCCCCCUCUCGUACAGCAGAAGAACCAUCUUCCUUUACUGUAGUACCGAGCCCAUCCUCUUUCAUCAAAUGGUCAGUGAAGGUAAUGGUGAUAUGAAGGUUGUCCUGACCAAGCCUUUAUCAUUGGAUGGAGAUGCCUACGCCGACUAUAAAGCUCCUAAUUUUGUCCAACGCUUCUUAAGUCUGUUUAGGAAUGUACGGCCAGGAUCAGAUCUCACCAAUUUCCAGCUUACACCUCAAUUCAACAUUCCAAAGUCCCAGCUCCAAUGUUUUGGUGAAUCAGCAUACAGCUUUGGCAAAAAUUUGCUGCAGCAGUGCAACAAUGCCGAGAGCUCACUUGAAAGAUUCAUCUCUGUUGUAGCAUGGAGCAUAUCCACCACACGUCCUCCUAAUUUUGGUGUUGCCCCUUACAAUCCCAUUCUUGGAGAGACUCACCAUGUCUCCAGGGGAAGCCUCAAUGUUCUACUCGAACAGGUUUCCCAUCACCCACCAGUUUCGGCCCUCCACGCAACAGAUGACAAGGAAAAUAUUGAGUUCAUUUGGUGCCAACAUCCUGUUCCGAAAUUCUAUGGUACUAGAGUUGAAGCUGAAGUGCUUGGCAAAAGGCAACUUAAGCUUCUGAACCAUGGAGAGACUUAUAUGAUGAAUUCACCAAAGCUCAUGGUUAGGUUUUUUCCACCUCGGGUUGAUUGGAUAGGCGAUGUAAACAUUUGCUGCCAGGAGAGUGGUCUUGAAGCUGAGUUAUGCUACGCAACCAGUUCUCUCUUUGGACGUGGAGGACUCCAUUCUGUUAAAGGCAAGAUUUAUGAGUCUUCAUCCAUGAAGACCCUUUAUGAGGUCGAAGGGCACUGGAACAGUACUGUGAAAGCCAAGGACAUUAAUAGUGGUAAGGAGACAAUUAUAUAUGACGCAAAGGAAGUGUUUUCCGAGCUCAAGAUUGCUGUCGUCGAGGAUUUGCAGGGAAUUCGGCCAACUGAAUCAGCUGCAGUAUGGAACGAGGUGAGCAAAGCCAUACUAAGCAAAAACUGGACCAAGGCAAGAGAAGAAAAGAGCAAUGUUGAGGAUAACCAGAGGAAGCUUGCUAAAGAAAGGAACUCAAAAGGAGAAACUUGGGUUCCUAAUAAUUUCACUGUAUCUUAUAGCAAAGAAGAUGGCUGGGACUGCUCACCUAUUCAAGAGAGAGUCCCACCAGCCCCCAUUGUUGUCCCCAUCUAAUAUUCUUUGAUUUCUAGUAAUCUAGAAGUUCAAAGUGAACAGCAUUUAUGUGCUAUAUCAGGUUUCCUUGGACAAUAAUAAGACAGGAUCCAAACCAUGGAUCUAGUUACAGGAUCA
Molecule: messenger RNA, 1419 nt
Organism: Populus nigra (black poplar)
Lineage: Eukaryota; Viridiplantae; Streptophyta; Magnoliopsida; Malpighiales; Salicaceae
Product: oxysterol-binding protein-related protein 4C-like
Exons: 7
Coding region: 157-1302 (381 amino acids)
Cellular component (GO): membrane; cytosol; intracellular membrane-bounded organelle
Molecular function (GO): sterol binding
Source: RefSeq, a predicted model, not a curated record